Molecule: messenger RNA, 6266 nt
Organism: Gorilla gorilla gorilla (western lowland gorilla)
Lineage: Eukaryota; Metazoa; Chordata; Mammalia; Primates; Hominidae
Gene: MFSD12
Product: major facilitator superfamily domain containing 12
Exons: 10
Coding region: 206-1648 (480 amino acids)
Biological process (GO): pigment metabolic process involved in pigmentation; carbohydrate transport; regulation of melanin biosynthetic process
Cellular component (GO): plasma membrane
Molecular function (GO): symporter activity
Source: RefSeq, a predicted model, not a curated record
CCGGCUCUGGGGCCCGGCGGCUGCACAGUCGAGCGUGGGGCGGACGCUGCGGACGUGGGUGAGGGCGCGGCCGUAAGAGAGCGGGACGCGGGGUGCCCGGCGCGUGGUGGGGGUCCCCGGCGCCUGCCCCCACGGCACCCCAGAAGGCCUGGCCAGGGUACCCUCCGCGGAGCCCGGGAGUGGGGGGCGCGUGCCCGGCGCCGCGAUGGGCCCGGGACCCCCAGCGGCCGGAGCGGUGCCGUCCCCGCGGCCGCUGUCCCUGGUGGCGCGGCUGAGCUACGCCGUGGGCCACUUCCUCAACGACCUGUGCGCGUCCAUGUGGUUCACCUACCUGCUGCUCUACCUGCACUCCGUGCGCGCCUACAGCUCCCGCGGCGCGGGGCUGCUGCUGCUGCUGGGCCAGGUGGCCGACGGGCUGUGCACACCGCUCGUGGGCUACGAGGCCGACCGCGCCGCCAGCUGCUGCGCCCGCUACGGCCCGCGCAAGGCCUGGCACCUGGUCGGCACCGUCUGCGUCCUGCUGUCCUUCCCCUUCAUCUUCAGCCCCUGCCUGGGCUGUGGGGCGGCCACACCCGAGUGGGCUGCCCUCCUCUACUACGGCCCGUUCAUCGUGAUCUUCCAGUUUGGCUGGGCCUCCACACAGAUCUCCCACCUCAGCCUCAUCCCGGAGCUCGUCACCAACGACCAUGAGAAGGUGGAGCUCACGGCACUCAGGUAUGCGUUCACCGUGGUGGCCAACAUCACCGUCUACGGCGCCGCCUGGCUCCUGCUGCACCUGCAGGGCUCGUCGCGGGCGGAGCCCACCCAAGACAUCAGCAUCAGCGACCAGCUGGGGGGCCAAGACGUGCCCGUGUUCCAGAACCUGUCCCUGCUGGUGGUGGGUGUCGGCGCCGUGUUCUCACUGCUGUUCCACCUGGGCACCCGGGAGAGGCGCCGGCCACGUGUGGAGGAGCCAGGCGAGCACACCCCCCUGUUGGCCCCUGCCACCGCCCAGCCCCUGCUGCUCUGGAAGCACUGGCUCCGGGAGCCAGCUUUCUACCAGGUCGGCAUGCUGUACAUGACCACCAGGCUCAUCGUGAACCUGUCCCAGACCUACAUGGCCAUGUACCUCACCUACUCGCUCCACCUGCCCAAGAAGUUCAUCGCGACCAUUCCCCUGGUGAUGUACCUCAGCGGCUUCUUCUCCUCCUUCCUCAUGAAGCCCAUCAACAAGUGCAUUGGGAGGAACAUGACCUACUUCUCAGGCCUCCUGGUGAUCCUGGCCUUUGCCGCCUGGGUGGCGCUGGCGGAGGGACUGGGUGUGGCCGUGUACGCAGCAGCUGUGCUACUGGGUGCUGGCUGUGCCACCAUCCUCGUCACCUCGCUGGCCAUGACGGCCGACCUCAUCGGUCCCCACACGAACAGCGGAGCGUUCGUGUACGGCUCCAUGAGCUUCUCGGAUAAGGUGGCCAAUGGGCUGGCAGUCAUGGCCAUCCAGAGCCUGCACCCUUGCCCCUCAGAGCUCUGCUGCAGGGCCUGCGUGAGCUUCUACCACUGGGCGAUGGUGGCCGUGACGGGCGGCGUGGGCGUGGCCGCUGCCCUGUGUCUCUGUAGCCUCCUGCUGUGGCCGAUCCGCCUGCGACGCUGGGACCGUGACGCCCGGCCCUGACUCCUGACAGCCUCCUGCACCUGUGCAAGGGAACUGUGGGGACGCACGAGGAUGCCCCCCAGGGCCUUGGGGAGAAGCCCCCCACUGCCCCUCACUCUUCUCUGGACCCCCACCCUCCAUCUUCACCCAGCUCCCGGGGGUGGGGUCGGGUGAGGGCAGCAGGGAUGCCCGCCAGGGACUUGCAAGGACCCACUGAGUUUUGAGGGUGCCCCAUUCUCAACUCUAAUCCAUCCCAGCCCUCUGGAGGAUUUGGGGUGCCCCUCUCGGCAGGAAGUAGGAAUCCCAGAAGGGUCUGGGGGAACCCUAACCCUGAGCUCAGUCCAGUUCACCCCUCACCUCUGGCCUGGGGGUCUCCAGACACUGCCAGGGUCCCCUCAGGACGGCUGGAGCCUGGAGGAGACUCAGCCACGGGGUGGUGGGCUGGGCCUGGACCCCGCCGUGGUGGGCAGCAGGGCUGCCUGGCAGGCUUGGUGGACCCUGCUGGCAGCAAAUAAAGAGAUGACGGCAGCCUGGCUCCUGUCUGCCUGGGGCGGGGGGCUCUGGGCAGAGGUAGCUCGGGCAUCUCAGCCCUGCCCUGGUUGUGGGCGGCCGGCGAGCCCAGUGUCUGCCUCUGUCCCAAGCCUCUGGUCCCCUGGGACUAGGUUAGUGCCCCCUCAUCUGGGUGCAGAGACAGUGGGUGCAUCCUGGCAGCAUGCAUUUAUUGGGGAGUGGGUGUGAGGGAAGGCGGGGACCGCUGGCAGGUGGAGGGGCAGUAUGGUUCCAGGACCCACUCCCGGUAGUUCUGGGCGGUGCCGGGCGGGCGCUGGGGUGCCGACAGGGAGGGCACGUAGUCUGAUGACCUCCACAGUGGCUCCACCCUGUACCGGUUCCUGUUGAUCACUGUAGGUGGGACUCGGGUCACCAUGUGCCCCCCACCUCCUCGCCGUUGGCCAGCAAGGGGCUCCUGGACCUCCCCGGGCAGUUUCACCCUGGCCUAGGUGGCCUUGUCCCCCUGGCCUCCCAGGGACCCACCCUGCACCUAGCCUCACCGUAUUCCUUGCCCCGGAUUGGCCUGUCUUUCCACAGCGCACUCCCCCACUGGGUGCUGGGAGCCUGGUACUGGGCAGGGACGAUGGGGUCGUGCCAGGCGGUCUCCCGCAGGUGCUGGGUGUAGGCUGCAGUGGGGCGGGGGCUGGCGGUCAUUCCUGUCCCCCUCCGGCAGGCCCGGUGCCCAGGGCGGGGGGGCACUCACCCGAUGGCAUGCUGCACUCACGGUGUUGGUAGCAGCUGUGCCAACGGUUGUAGGCCUCGUGGAAGGGGCUGGCCGGGGCCCGUGGCAGGCUGUACCAGGCUUCCCAGGCGUCCGAAUUGGUCAGGCCUGUGUACCACAGCUGGCCGGCUGUGUCCCGUCCCAUGGGCGUGUACUUCCAGCGUGUGGCCUGCCUGAUGGCUGGUGGCCAGCGGGGACCCUCCAGGGACAGGUAGUCAUCGCUGAGGGUUGGCAGGGGGCAGAGACUGAGCCCAUGUCUACAGCGAGUGCUUUGACCCCUUUGCGACGUCUGCCAGGGUGGAUGAUGUAGAGGCCUGGCCCACAGCGUGGGGCCUCCCUCCCUCGCCACUUGGAGUCUGUCCUUCAGCCCUGUACCCCUCACCCCAGAGCGGGUGCUUGAGGAGAGAGGCUGACUCCCCCUCUCCCCAGACAUCGCACCCCAAGCACCCAAGUCAGCACUAAACCUUUCUGUUCUCAGCUUUUCUUGCCUGAAGAAGAGGGAAGGGAGAGGACGAGGGCCCUGGCUACUCCUGGGUUCCUACAGUCCUUGUCCAGCCUCCAAGACCCACGAGUCCCUUCCUCUGGGAAGCCCCCCUGGCCUGGAGGUGCACCAGGAAGAAGUGGUCUGGGGCUGGCACUAAGCCAUGGCCCAGGGAAGACUGGGGGACCCACUAGGCCAGGUGUGUGGCUCACGCUUGUAAACCCAGCACUUUGGGAGGCUGAGGCAGGUGCAUCACUUGAGGUCAGGAGUUCGAGACCAGCCUGGCCAGCAUGGUGAAACCCCAUCUCUACUAAAAAUACGAAAAUUAGCCAGGCAUGGUAUGGGGGCGGGGGGCACCUGUAAUCCCAGCUACUCAGGAGGCUGAGGCAGGAGAAUUGCUUGAACCCGGGAAGUGGAGUUUGCAGUAAGCUGAGAUCGUGCCAUUGCACUCCAGCCUGGGCAACAGAGUGAGACUCUGUCUCAAAAACAAAAAGACAAGAGACUCAAAUAUGUUUUAUGCUUUGACCUUGUUCUUGGGAAUAUGUCCCAAGGAAGUCAUCCCAGAGAACAAGGUUGCUGGCCCCAGGACAGUCUGGCAGGGUUCAAAACAAUCUCAUCUGCCCUGCACGGAAAGCCCGGUUCCAGCUCUCAUGGCAGGAACUCGGCUUAAAUCCUGACUAGACUCCCAGGUGCCCACAGAACAUGGGAGUAGCCUGGUCAGUUACAGAGCCUGUUUGCGGGACCCCACAUAGACUCGGCUUUUCCACUAGAAAGGCAAUUUCAAGAUCUGGAGAACCUCACCCUUUUGAAAUGAAUUGCAAGACACAUGUAGCUUUUAAAACACAAUUAAAACAGCACAAAAUUGUCUGGGCGCGGUGGCUCAUGCCUGUAAUCCCAGCACUUUGGGAGGCCAAGGCGGGUAGAUCACCUGAGGUCAGGAGUUCGAGACCAGCCUGACCAACAUGGUGAAACCCCGUCUCUACUAAAAAUACAAAAAUUAGGUGUGGUGAUGGACACCUGUGGUCCCAGCUACUUGGGAAGCAGAGGCAGGAGAAUUAGCUUGAACCCGGGAGGCGGAGGUUGCAGUGAGCCGAGAUUGCGUCACUGCACUCCAGCCUGGGUGAGAGAGUGAGACUCUGUCUCAACACAAACAAAAAGCAAUUAAAACAGCACAGAAUAAUAUUCAAUGAGAAAUGAGCCCCUCACCCCUGCUGUCGGCCCCGUACCCACCUGCCACUCACUACUUUCUGGUGUUUCCUCCCAGGAGCAGGUGGUACAUGCACCCACCCCCGUUAUUACACACUUGCGGGAGCCCAUUCACUGCAUCUCCGUUUUUUUAAAAAAUAGAAAUAGGGUCUUGCACUGGGUGCAGUGGCUCAUGCCUGUAAUCCCAGCACUGUGGGAGGCCGAGGCAGGCGGAUCAUGAGGUCAGGAGUUUGAGACCAGCCUGGCCAACAUGGUGAAACACUGUCUCUACUAAAAAUACAAAAAUUAGCCGGCCGUGGUGGUGGGCGCCUGUAAUCCCAGCUACUCAGGAGGCUGAGGCAGGAGAAUCGCUAGAACCCAGGAGGCAGAGGUUGCAGUGAGCCGAGAUCAUUCCACUGCACUCCAGCCUGGGCGACAGAGAGACUUUUGAGACAGAGUCUUGCUUUGUCACCUAGGCUGGAAUGCAGUGGCACGAUUUCGGCUCACUGCAGCCUUGACCUUCUAGGCUCAAGCGAUCCUCCCACCUCAGCCUCCCAAGUAGCUGGCAUUACAGGCACGUGCCGCCAUGCCUGGUUGAUUUUUUUUUUUUUUUUGAGACAGAGUCUUGCUCUGUCGCCCAGGCUGGAGUGCAGUGGCCUGAUCUCAGCUCACUACAACCUCCGCCUCCCAGGUUCAAGCGAUUCUCCUGCCUCAGCCUCCCGAGUAGCUGGGAUUGCAGGCGCCCGCCACCACAGCCAGCUAAUUUUUGUAUUUUUAGUACAGACGGGGGUUUCACUACCUUGGCCAGGUUGGUCUUGAACUCCUGACCUCGUGAUCCACCCGCCUCGGCCUCCCAAAAUGUGGGGAUUACAGGCGUGAGCCACUGCACCUGGAUUUUUUUUUUUUUUUUUUUGAGACGGAGUUUUGCUCUUGUUGUCCAGGCUGGAGUGCAAUGGUGCGAUCUCAGCUCACUGCAACCUCUGCCUCCGAGGUUCAAGUGAUUCUCCUGCCUCAGCCUCCCGAGUAGCUAGGAUUACAGGCAUGAGCCACCAUGCCCGGCUAAUUUUGUAUUUUUAGUAGAGACAGGGUUUCACCAUGUUGGUCAGGCUGGUCUCGAACUCCUGACUUCAGGUGAUCCGCCUGCCUCGGCCUCCGAAAGUGCUGGAAUUACAGGCGUGAGCCACCGCGCCUGGCUGCCUGGCUGAUUUUUUAAUUUUUUGUAGAGAUGGGGUCUCACAGCUAGGCGCGGUGCCUCACGCCUGUAAUCCCAGCACUUUGGGAGGCCAAGGAGGGCAGAUCAUGAGGUCAGGAGAUCGAGACCAUCCAGGCCAACAUGGUGAAACCCCGUCUCUACUAAAAAAUUAGCUGGGCAUGGUGGCGCAUGCCUGUAAUCCCAGCUACUUGGGAGGCUGAGGCAGGAGAAUCACUCGAACCAGGGAGUUGGAGGUUGCAGUGAGCCAAGAUUGCACCAUUGCACUCCAGUCUUGCGACAAGAGCAAGACCCUGUCCAAAAAAAAAAAAAAAACAAAAAACAAAAAUUAGCUGGGCAUGUGGCACAAACCUGUAGUCCUAGCUACACAGAAGGCUUGAGAUGGAAGAAUCCUAGAACCUGGGAGGCAGAAGUUGCAGUGAGCCGAGAUUGCGCCACUGCACCCUAGCCUGGGCAACAGUGUGAGACUGUCUCAAAAAAAAAAAAAAGAAAA